GUUGAGGAUGAAAAUGAAUUUUACCCAAUUUUCAUUGUAAAACCCGCCGCACCCCUUCGCCGAACUCCUCAGUGCCGGCAGAGAUUUCAUCGCCGGCGAUCGAGAUCUAACCAAUUCGAUUUUAUUUGACUGUGAUAUCUUCCAACUCAGCUGCAAUGGCGUAUUUAUAUAUGGAGCAAAUGCUGAGAAUAAAUCAUCUUAUAUUCGGAAACUGUCAGGAUGAAGGUGGAUCUAGUCUAACGAUUGCUGUUGAGGUAGUAGGUGCUGCUGUUGACCUAGAGAAUGCGGUUAGCUGUGCUUAUGUUACGUUCUUGGCAGGUGAUGGCGACUAUGUGAAAGGUGUGGUUUGUUUGGCCAAGGGUUUAAGGAAGGUCAAGUCAGCUUAUCCGUUAGUGGUCGCUGUUUUGCCCGACGUGCCACAAGACCACCGUAACUUGCUUGUUAACCAAGGUUGUCUCAUUCGUGAGAUUGAGCCACUUUCCCCACCUGUUUGCGACAAGGAAAGCCCGUUUAUUAGGCCGUAUUUUGCAAUCAAUUACUGUAAACUUCGUCUUUGGGAGUUUGUGGAGUACGAGAAGAUGAUAUACAUGGAUGCGGAUAUUCAGGUGUUUGAGAAUAUAGACAACCUGUUUGAUUUGCCGAGUGGAUGGUUAUAUGCUGUGAUGGACUGCUUGUGUGAGAUGCGGGGCCCGCCUUGUGCACAAAAGGUGAAGUGGCCUGAAGCUUUGGGCGAUGAGCCACCGUUUUAUUUCAACGGGGGCAUGUUUGUGCUCGAGCCUAGUCUCCAUACGUACAACAAUCUAUUGACCUCACUUGAAGUCACACCUCCGACCCCGUUUGCUGAGCAGGAUUUCCUGAACUACUUCUUCAAAGAUAUUUCGAAGCCAAUGCCGCCGAUUUACAACUUGUUGGUGGCGAUGCUUUGGCGGCACCCCGAGUGUGUUGAGAUCGAUGAAGUGAAAGUGGUUCACUUUUGUGUAAACGGAUCGAAGCCUUGGAAGUAUAAUGGAGAAGAGCAAUACAUGGAUAGAGCUGACGUGAAAAUGCUGAUCCAACGAUGGUGGGAUAUUUAUAACGACCAAGCUCUCGACUUCACUGGAGAUGAAAUUACUCAGAUUUCUGGUUGAUAAAUUAAAUGGAUGUUUUUACUUUAAAUAAUGUGAACAUGAGAUUCACACAUGUUGUUCUAGCUCCUUUUUUUUUUUUGAUAAGAAUGUUCUAGUUUGUAUGUAUUUGAGUGAAUGUUGGUAACUAAUGUAUGUAUUGUUUAUGUGUGUAUAUUGUAUUUUCUUCAUUGUAUUAUGAA
Erythranthe guttata (spotted monkey flower) is the source of this 1306-nucleotide messenger RNA. NCBI's taxonomy places the organism in Eukaryota, Viridiplantae, Streptophyta, Magnoliopsida, Lamiales, Phrymaceae. The record is from RefSeq and is a predicted model, not a curated record.